Messenger RNA from Populus trichocarpa (black cottonwood), 927 nucleotides. Its product is annotated as NDR1/HIN1-like protein 12. The record is from RefSeq and is a predicted model, not a curated record. The coding region runs from base 153 to 797 and encodes 214 amino acids. Lineage: Eukaryota; Viridiplantae; Streptophyta; Magnoliopsida; Malpighiales; Salicaceae. Gene Ontology annotation, biological process: defense response to other organism. The transcript has 2 exons.
CCUUUUUCUUUGUAUCUUAUACACACACACACACACACACACACACACACACUCGUCAUCUUCACCACCCACGCUCUCCUUAAUUCCCUCCUCUCUCUGUAUUUUCUAUAUAUACUCAUUGAACACCCUGAUAUUAUAAAAUCGCAUUUCUCAUGGCAAAAGAGCACCAACGAAAAGAAAACAACCCACACCUACUCACAACGAAAGAGAAAGGCGCUGGUCAUAAAAACCCACGCCAUGCUCUCUUCACAUUCAUCACCACCUUCCUUCUCUUAGCAGGUCUUGCAGUUCUCAUAGUCUGGUUAAUUUACAGGCCCCACAAGCCCCGGUUCACUGUAGUUGGGGCUGCUGUAUACGACCUUAACACCACAUCCCCACCUUUCAUUUCAACCUCCAUGCAGUUCACUAUUUUCACUAGAAACCCCAACACGAGGGUCUCGAUCAUGUAUGAUAAACUCACUGCUUAUGUAUCAUACAGGAACCAAGCGAUAACUCCCCCACUGUUAUUGCCUCCACUUUAUCAAGAGAAAAAGAGCACAGUGGUCAUGUCUCCGGUGCUUGUCGGGGCAGGGGUUCCGGUGUCAGUGGAAGUUUCAGAUGGGUUGGUGAGGGAUGAGGCAUAUGGGGUUGUGGCGUUGAGGGUGGUGUUGCUGGGCAGGUUGAGGUGGAAGGCUGGGGGCAUAAAGACUGGGAGAUAUGGAGUUUAUGUGAAGUGUGAUAUCGUGGUGGGUUUGAAGAAGGGUUUUGUAGGGCCAGUGCCUUUGCUUGGGUCUCCACAGUGUAAAGUUGACAUAUGAAGUUAAUUAUAUAGAUCAAAGUCCAGCCUCAGAGAAUGUCAUGUUCUAGUCCAGUACUGUCUCCAUGCCUUGGCUUAUAUAUGGUUAGAUCAUGACGAUCAUAAACAACAAAAAUGAUUUUUUUUCCCUU